UUAGAACAAUGUGACCAAAUACAAAAUGAAUAUCAAAAUUUGAGGCCGAUGCCCUUAUCGACGACCCUAGCAUCAAUUUUAACGAGCAGUCGACCAGCAAUAUCAAAUACUCCCAACACUUAAAAAUGGCAUUGAGAAUGCAACCUUGUAGUUUAAUCCAUUCAGCAACAAACUCAAACUCAAUUGGCCUUACCUCAAAACUAAAACCUCAUUCACUUCCCAAUUCUUCUCAUUUUCAAGUAUUUGCAGCCAAUAUGUCCUCUGUUGCUCAUGUUCCUAAAAUCAUUGAUUCCCACCUCCAUGUUUGGGCUUCUCCGCAAGAGGCUGCAGAGAAAUACCCUUAUUUCCCAGGCCAAGAACCCACCUUACCUGGACAUGCUGAAUUCUUGCUUGAGUGUAUGGAUGAAGCAGUUGUAGAUGGUGCUUUGAUUGUGCAGCCAAUUAACCACAAAUUUGAUCAUUCUUAUGUUACAAGCAUUUUGAAGAAAUACCCCACCAAAUUUGCUGGCUGUUGCCUUGCAAAUCCUGCAGAUGACGGAAGUGGGAUUAAACAACUCGAGGAUCUUGUUUCCAAGGAUGGUUAUCGUGCAGUUCGUUUCAAUCCAUAUCUAUGGCCAUCUGGUCAGAAGAUGACAAACAAGAUAGGAAAGGCACUGUUUUCAAAGGCUGGAGAGCUUGGCGUACCAGUAGGCUUCAUGUGUAUGAAGGGUCUAAAUCUGCAUUUUUCUGAGAUUGAGGAAUUGUGUACAGAAUACCCCACAACUCCUGUGCUAAUAGAUCAUAUGGGUUUCUGCAAGCCACCAACUAAUGACGAUGAAAGUUUGGCCUUCUCUAAUCUGUUGAAGUUAUCUCAAUUUCUACAGGUUCAUGUAAAAUUCAGUGCCCUGUUCAGGAUUUCGAGAGAGGCAUUUCCAUACCAGGACUUGUCUUCUCCAUUCUCUCAAAUCAUUUCGAGUUUUGGUGCUGAUAGAAUUAUGUGGGGCAGUGAUUUUCCAUUUGUGGUUUCCGAAUGUGGUUACAAGGAAGCAAAAGAAGCCGUGUCUCUAAUUGCUGAGCAAGCAAACAUGACAGCUUCGGAGUUGAAUUGGAUAAUGGGUGGAACUAUCAUGAAGCUAUUCCCAGGCCAUUGGAUUUCUUCCUAAAGCUUAAUCAAGGUGUCUAUACAUUUUCUUGGAGCUACAUAGGGCUUGAAAUCCUUGAAUGCUAGGUUUGAAGUUGAUCAAGGUCAGCUUGAUAGUAUUGUUGCUUUUACUCCACUCUUCGGUAGUGUUUUCAAUCAGCACCGGUAGGACUUGCUAUUAUUAGCUUAUCUAUUCUUGAAAUUAUGCGAAAUGUUUAGACUCUCAAGGAUCAAAUAUAAGUCGUGUAAAAAAUUAAUUAUGUGCAUUCAGACAAACAUAUAGCUAAGAGCCUAAGAGUACUUUGUAUAUCGUAUUAUCGUGAGCCAAAUUCAAUAGAUUUCGUGUUCCGCUUGUUUGAGCCAAA
Molecule: messenger RNA, 1485 nt
Organism: Chenopodium quinoa (quinoa)
Lineage: Eukaryota; Viridiplantae; Streptophyta; Magnoliopsida; Caryophyllales; Amaranthaceae
Product: 4-sulfomuconolactone hydrolase-like
Exons: 10
Coding region: 126-1142 (338 amino acids)
Biological process (GO): secondary metabolic process
Cellular component (GO): cytoplasm
Molecular function (GO): carboxy-lyase activity; hydrolase activity
Source: RefSeq, a predicted model, not a curated record